AUGCUUCACACGGGCCCUUCUGAGCUGGGCCGUCCACCGGCAGCCGUGGGCCACAGGCGGCUGUUCAAGUAUAAAAUCACAACCCUGGGGUCUCGGUGUGCUGUGCACCUGCAGACGCUGCCUGGCUCACAUCAUGCUGCAGCUCAGAAGAAAAUCCAAAUGCUGCUUCAGACCCAGGAUCCCUGUCGAAGCAAAGGAGGGGCCCAGAGCCGGGGCCUGCUGUCCUGGGCCUGCCUCCAGGCAGCCCGGGUGGAUGCAGCACUCUUGACAGAGUGCUGCCGGGCAGAGAGGCCUGAGGCCAGGGUGGUGACCGUCCUGCUGCUCCCACCUAUGGUCAGGAAGCCCCUGUGCGCGCCUGGCUCAGGCACCAGGAGGCGAGCACAGCCGACACAUGUUGUGGAGGGAGCAUGGCGCAAGAAUGCCACGCCGUGCCCAGCCUUUGCCACCCCACCGCAGGUGGAACGACCCGAGGGUGCCGCAAAGGCAGUGCUCCCAGCUGUGUGCCGCUGGGCACCUGCCACUGCCAGCGAGCAACGCCAGGCCGGCCACAGGCUCGUGGGGACUGGCCGCCCUGGCCACCACCUUCGAUCUCACGGGGCAUCUCACCGACGACGGAGCUCAGUGGAGAGGUCGAGUGUGGUGUGCAGCCUCGAGUCCAUCUGCCCAGACCUCCCGUCUGCACAUCUGAGCUGCCCCAUCACUCAUGCCCUGUCCUCCCUGCAGGAGCUGCACAUCGGGGACCUCAAGGAGGGGCCUUUCCGGGAGGACCCGUGUCCCCUGGAGGUGGCGCUACCCCCUGAGAAGGUCGAGGGCCAUGAGGGCCCGGGCCAGCUCUUCAACGCGGAUGACGGCGAGAGGGCAGCGAACCACGAGGUCCCGCGAGGACUGGGCCAGAAACGCCUGAACAUCGACGCUCUCCAGUGUGACGUCUCCGUGGAGGAGGACAACCGCCAGGAGUGGACCUUCACACUCUACGACUUUGACAACAGUGGGAAGGUCACCAGGGAGGACAUGUCCAGCCUCAUGCACACCAUCUACGAGGUCGUUGACGCCUCUGUCAACCACUCGUCGGGCAGCAGCAAGACCCUCCGAGUGAAACUGACGGUCAGCCCCGAGCCCUCCAGCAAGAAGAAGGAAGGUCCUCCUGCUGGCCAGGGUGAGGGCGUGGAGGCUCCUGCCAGGGAGUGA
This is a messenger RNA of Galeopterus variegatus (Sunda flying lemur), 1188 nucleotides long. RefSeq lists its product as uncharacterized. The coding region runs from base 1 to 1188 and encodes 395 amino acids. Gene Ontology annotation, molecular function: calcium ion binding. Lineage: Eukaryota; Metazoa; Chordata; Mammalia; Dermoptera; Cynocephalidae. Gene Ontology annotation, cellular component: cytoplasm. Gene Ontology annotation, biological process: negative regulation of Wnt signaling pathway. The transcript is spliced from 9 exons. The record is from RefSeq and is a predicted model, not a curated record.